GUAUGGCGGAAUUACGCCCAAAGAGCAGAUCUUGAGGGACUCGCACGGGAGCAAAUGUACAACGGCUACCGCCUCUGCUCGGACCACUUCGCUGAAAAUGCCUACGCCGACCCUGCCAAAACACGACUCCUGUGGACGGCUGUUCCCACUGCUGCAGUGGAAGUGGGGUCCCCGAUCGACGAGGGACCCUCCCGGGCAGAAGCCACAGAAGCCACGGCUGGUUCGGCUCAAGACCACCCUGCCGGCCAAAAGAGCGUCGUCCAGGUUGUAGAAGAUGGCCCCGAAACAGCCAGCACAGUCUCCCCUGGAUCGUCCUCUCAUGCAGAUAAUGAUUCCAGCCAGUUCACACCGGUUUACCCCGAAUCCCCAGUGGCUCAACGUCCUCGUCACCUGCUCUGCAUGAUCAGUUCAUUAUUCACGAACGUGUUACUAUGA
Messenger RNA from Dermacentor silvarum, 435 nucleotides. RefSeq lists its product as uncharacterized. NCBI's taxonomy places the organism in Eukaryota, Metazoa, Arthropoda, Arachnida, Ixodida, Ixodidae. The record is from RefSeq and is a predicted model, not a curated record. Bases 55 to 435 code for a protein of 126 amino acids. The transcript is spliced from 4 exons.